AUGACGACGACCUGCAUGGCCAUCAUGGAAGCGGAAGAGAUGAACUUCCAACCGAUGGAGGCGGGCUCUCCCACCAGAGAACACAGCCCCAGUUGUGAUGUCCAUAAGGAAAAGCACAACCGAAAGAGGAAGAAAAAUGUAAACAAUUCCACUUUUGUUAAUCUACGAGAUUGGACAAACAAAGUACAAAAGAGGUACGAGAAGAAACGUAAAACAUCACAACAGGGAAUAAAUAAGGAUAAAAAAAAUUCGUUACCCAAUGGUGAACCGGAGAGCAAUUAUCUCUCCUCCCAUUCUUCCUCCUCCUCCUUUAACUCAAGAUCCAGCUUGGGUAAUAAUAUUAAUGUCUCCUCCGAUGAGUCCAAUUACGACUCUGAUAUCGAGCAGCGGAUUUGCAGAUUUUUGAAGUUAGAGAAUAGUAACACGGGAAGGAAGAGGAAAAAGAAGAAAAAGGAAAAUGCUCCUGAGGAGGGGGCAGCUGUCGACCCACUUGACGAUGCACAUAACGAUGUAGUUAACGACCCACUUAACGAUGCACAUAACGAUGCAGUUAACGACCCACUUAACGAUGCAGCUAUAGAGGGCGGCGUCGAUGGAGAAGCCCAUGCAGAUGUGGACGCGGACAUGUACCCAGUUGAACAUACCAAUGUCGUUGUCGACGUGGUGGUCAAUGAGCUAGCCGAUGAGCUGGCCAAUCAGCUGGUCGAUGUGGGAGGAAACUCCAGAACAAUGAACGACGGGACAUUUAACACUCUCGAAGCAACCGCGCUCGAGGACGACCAUUCUGUCAACCCAGUCAAUAAACACACACAAAAGGAAAAACGAGAGUCAGAACAUUUGCACGAAGGGCCUGUGCAGACCAAUGAAGAACAAGAGAGUAGUAGCGACACGAUGAAUGAGAAAACGGAUCACAGUAGUAACAGUAAUGAACAAAUGGUCAAUGAAGAUAAUGAAAAUAAUAUUUACCUCAAGGAGGAUAAUAGUAUUCCUAAUGGGGAUGACAAAUACGAUAAUGGAAGCCAAGGGGGAAACCUUUCCCCGCGUAGUAAUACAGAGGAGGAAGGGGAUAAUGUCGAAGGGCCUAUUAAGGAAACAUAUGGAGUCACCUCGGAGGAAGUCAUCGUACAGGAUGAGAACCUGGUAGACGGCACAAGUACGCCUCCCCAUGUAAAGGAAGAAGCAAGUGAGGAGGUGCAGGAAGAGGACGACGACGAAGAGGAAGAAGAGGAGGAUGAGGAGGAGGAAGAAGAAGAGGAAGAGGAAGAGGAAGUGGAUGAAGAGGAAGGCGAGGAAGUAGAUUACGAGGAGGACGACGAAGAAGGAGAACAAGAGGAGGAAAUACAUUACGAGGACGAAGAAGAAGAAGCGGCAGAAAUUGAAGAUGAGAAAGCCCCAAAACAAUCGACACAAAAAGCCGCAAGAGAAUCCCCUAAUGAAAAGGACUCGCGACCCAUCCCCGACUCCAAAAGGGAAAGACAACCGAAGGAAAGGACAAGACAAAAUGGCGAAAAAGGUGACAUGAAGGAGGAACACUCUCCGAGGAAGACAGAAGAAAGGCAACCGAUCCACAGAAAGGAGAAUCCAUACAGACCUAGAGCUGAUGAUAGGGGAGGAAGAAUAAACCAUUCGAAUGAACGGGAAAAUCCCAGCAGGGGACCCCCCGAGAGAAAUGGUCCAGAUAGCUAUCACAAAAGAAAUGCGAAAGAGAGAGAAUUCAAUAGAUUCAAAAAAUCCAUCAGCCGUAGUCGAGAAAGACAUGUGAACGAAAGAGACAAACGAAAUUCACGUGAGAAGGAGCAACUCUCUGCUCACAUGCACAAGGAUUCUAAUAGUAAUCAGAGGCCAGCGAAACAUUUUGAAGAAAGAAACAAAAAAAAAGACAAUUCGCAUCCCACUGGAAGGAGAAAUAUGCAAAAUGGAGAAAAUAUGCGUCCUGAUAGGGAAAGGGAUAGCAGGAACAAAGAGGAAGGGGAGAAAAUGGACAGGAGGGAUAUGCAACGAGAACCGGAACGGGAAGGUGAUGGUGAAUGGGCAAGCAGGAGGAACAAGGACAGGGACAUGAAUAGGGAGAAGGACAAGGAAAGACACAGGGAUCGGUUCAGAGAAGCGGAAAGAGAUCGGGUCAGAGAAGUGGACAGGAAUCGGUUCAGAGAUGUGGAAAGAGAUCGGGUCAGAGAUGUAGAAAGAGAUCGGGGAACGGGACAGGGAGCGAGACAGGGAAAGAGAUCGCAUGGGAGAAGCGGAGUGGCACAGGAAUAG
Molecule: messenger RNA, 2259 nt
Organism: Plasmodium fragile
Lineage: Eukaryota; Apicomplexa; Aconoidasida; Haemosporida; Plasmodiidae
Exons: 3
Coding region: 1-2259 (752 amino acids)
Source: RefSeq, a predicted model, not a curated record